AUGGGGACGCUCAUGGCCAAACUGCUCCUGCCCACCCUCAGCAGCCUGGCCUUCCUCCCCACCAUCAGCAUUGCUGCCAAGAGGCGGUUCCACAUGGAGGCCAUGGUUUAUCUCUUCACCAUGUUCUUCGUGGCGCUCUUCCACGCCUGCCACGGGCCCGGCCUGUCCGUGCUGUGCUUCGUGCGCCACGACACCCUGGAGUACUUCAGCGUCUACGGCACGGCGCUCAGCAUGUGGGUCUCGCUGAUGGCACUAGCCGAUUUUGACGAACCCAAGAGGUCAACCUUUGUAAUGUUUGGCGUCCUGACCAUUGCCGUCCGGAUCUACCACGACCGCCGGGGCUACGGGGUGUACUCGGGCCCCAUCGGCACAGCCGUCCUCAUCAUCGCGGCCAAGUGGCUGCAGCAGAUGAAGGAGCGGAAGGGCCUAUACCCCGACAAGAGUGUCUACACCCAGCAGAUAGGCCCCGGCCUCUGCUUUGGGGCCCUGGCCCUGAUGCUGCGCUUCUUCUUUGAGGAUUGGGAUUACACCUAUGUCCACAGCUUCUACCACUGCGCCCUGGCCAUGUCCUUCAUCCUGCUGCUGCCCAAGGUCAACAAGAAGGCGGGAAGCCCGGGACCCCCGGCCAAGCUGGAUUGCUCCACCCUGUGCUGUGCCUGUAUCUGACUGCACCCCCACCCUGCCUCUAGGUCCCCUCCGGCCCCAUCUGGUGCCUGGCGCACUCUCCUGUCCUCCCCCAGCCCCGAGUGUCCAGAAGAAACUCUGUCCUAAUUUUCUGAAGGUCCCAGGGACUCGGGAAGCACCUCUUUGCCAAGGGCUUCCUGAAAACCCACUUACUAAGUUUCUAUUGGGUGCUAAGCACCAUGCUGGGGAAAAAAGAAGUGUCCCCCUGCUCCUAGGCUCGGGCAUGGCUGACCGUGUGCGGGAGCCUGGAGCCGCCUGGGCUCUCCACCUCCCGUCCCUCUUCCCCCAGGAGGCCCAGCGCCGUCCCAGCCGCAGAGCGGUUCUGCCCAUCGCAGGGUCUCGGGUCCUCCCCACGCCAUCUGUUUGCUCCAGGAAACUGGUGUCACCACUUCUGUCCUAUGUCCCCGGGUUCUGAGCAUGCCCAUUUAGGCAGCCGGGGCCAGCUGGGUGAUCACCCUGGGCCAGUUCUGUCCUGGCCUCAGCCUGCCUGCCCCAUGGCCAUCCCUCCAGCUGGGUCCCUAAAUCAAGUGUUUUGAUGACAAUAA
Miniopterus natalensis is the source of this 1229-nucleotide messenger RNA. It is a transcript of the gene MYMK, whose product is annotated as myomaker, myoblast fusion factor. The record is from RefSeq and is a predicted model, not a curated record. Lineage: Eukaryota; Metazoa; Chordata; Mammalia; Chiroptera; Miniopteridae. Gene Ontology annotation, cellular component: membrane.